AUGGCCAAAAAAAGUGGCCGCCAUCCACCAUUAACGGAGACUUUGAAUUACGUGGCCAUCGUAGCCGCUCAAUUUUAUGUACCGAAUAAACCUGAGCUUAGAUACUCUGCACCAAAGAACGCAUCUGCUAAGGCCCCCAAUAUGCCACAGCCUACUAGGCGCCAGACCUCCAAACUGCAAGGACAUAGUAUUAGCUUGAGUCUGCGAAUCGAGUUGGUGGACAACAUGAACGACGACAGCUCCUUAGCACGGAGCGACGAGGCUCCACUUCCAGUCGAUGUGGACGCCACGAUCGAGCUCAAAGAGCGACUGCAGUCAGCAGAGAUGAACUGCUCCAGGCUAGAAGAGCUGUACCAGAAGUACAGACUUCAGUUGAUCGCAUGGGAUGCGCCCUCUCCUACUCCAAGUGAAUACGAUGGCGAAGUUGAGGACAAUACCUAG
Messenger RNA from Suillus subalutaceus, 441 nucleotides. RefSeq lists its product as uncharacterized. The transcript has 7 exons. The coding region runs from base 1 to 441 and encodes 146 amino acids. Lineage: Eukaryota; Fungi; Basidiomycota; Agaricomycetes; Boletales; Suillaceae. The record is from RefSeq and is a predicted model, not a curated record.